UUUCUUAGUUAACUCUGAUACUCUUGGAAAAGGCCAAUCACUAGGAAAUGCAGCAAAAAUAAAUAAGAAGCCUAACACGGGGCAUGAGAACAAGGAGCCACCUUAUGCUGUGGCCAGCAGAGGCUCUCCAACAUUUCAUCAGCAGGAUUCCAGCCAACCUCUGAAGCUCACUUUUAUAAAGCCAGCCCCAGGCGGCCCGGAGCAAGAUGUGGCCGUGCACUCUACCUGCUCCAUAGCUGCUGCAGAGGGGCUGGCACAGGGGCCAGCAGGCUUGCUCUAGAGCCAUGGCAAAGAACGGACUUAUAAUUUGCUUCCUGGUGAUUACCUUACUCCUGGACCAGACCACCAGCCUCCCGUCCAAAUUAAAAGCCAGGAAGCACAGCAAACGCCGAGUGAAAGAAAAGGAUGGCGACCUGAAGACUCAAGUUGAAAAGCUCUGGAGAGAAGUCAAUGCCCUGAAGGAAAUGCAAGCCCUGCAGACAGUCUGUCUCCGAGGAACAAAAGUUCACAAGAAAUGCUACCUUGCUUCAGAUGCCUUAAAGCAUUUCCACGAAGCCAAUGAAGACUGCAUUUCCAAGGGAGGGACCCUGGUUAUCCCCAGGAAUUCCGACGAAAUCAACGCCCUCCGAGACUAUGGUAAAAGUAGCCUGCCAGGUGUCAAUGACUUUUGGCUGGGCAUCAACGACAUGGUCACAGAAGGCAAGUUUGUUGAUGUCAAUGGAGUUGCUGUCUCCUUCCUCAACUGGGACCGUGCGCAGCCUAACGGUGGCAAGCGGGAAAACUGUGUCCUGUUCUCCCAAUCCGCUCAAGGCAAGUGGAGUGAUGAGGCCUGCCGCAGCAGCAAGAAGUACAUUUGCGAGUUUACCAUCCCUUCGUAGACCCUUCUGGAAUGCGUCUUCCAAGCAACAUCGGUCAUGGUUGAUAGGGUGAUAGUCCCCCCAAAUAAGUAAAAAUUGUAAUUGCAAAAUUGCAACACAGGAGUCAAUGGCAAUACAACAGAGUCAGCCAAUUUUGAUAACACAUUUCAUUGUGAUUUUGCCCUCCAUGGGGUAUAGGGCAAAGGGCAUCAGAAUAUAAUGAUCUGGCCAUAUGCACACUGUUAAAGUGACUUCUACAAAGGGGGUAUCAAAUCCUUCUCUCCUUUCUACUCCCUCUUAACUUGUAUAGACCCAAUCUAUUAAAAAAAUCAAAAAACACAAUCGCAUGCAUUUUUUGAAUCCAGAAAAGCAAGCUUAGGCUACAUGGAAGAUUUUGCCUUGAAUGUUUAGUAUAUAUUUGAUUGAUGAGAAUCUCCUAAGUUAGAGAUUCUAGGUGCUAUAUAAUCCAAAAAUGUUUCAGCCUGAUGCUCAAUGCAUUCCAUCCUGACAAUAACACCUUGUCAGCCCAUUGUUUUCCUUUGAGUUGCUGUAUCUCCUGGUGGAGCUCAUACCUGCCUAUCAGAACACAAAUGUCCAGCAAGGUCCUGAUUUAACUUCUUUUCCUCAAGUCCCUGCCUGACCCUUUGUGGAAGUUUCUAGUCAAGAUUUGAAAGGAAAUGACAAGGCAACAUAUUUGAUCAAUUUCCAUUCCCAGCAUUACAUUACAACUUCCGACUUAAAUGGGUAAGUCUAAGGCAGACCAAGAGCAGAAGACUCUGUGGGAAAAGAAAGUAGAAAAGAAAAUCUAUAUUUCUUUUGCUUUGGUGUUUGUACUCUCUCCCUCUGUGAAAUUGAGGGUGGACUUUAUACAUGUUGGUUUCCUUUUUUGACAUUCCUUAUACACAUAUAUAUUUUUCAACCAUCAUUAUAUAUUUAAGUCUAUUAGGGGCAACCUAUCUUUGAAAGUUGAAAAUUUUAUUUAAAUAACAUUAUUUUGGAGUCACACAACUAUAUGAUUUUUUUAUUCUGCCAAAUGCUACCCCCGAUAAAUUGUUUAACUGGAUUGUAUGAAAUAACUUCAUCGCUUAAUAUUAAAUUACAAAGUUUAGGCUUGGGGGAAAAUGAGCUUUUUAGAAGCAAAAAAUUCUAAAUAUAUUUUGUUCCUCAAAUAAAUAUAUUUCUUUUUUCUUUAAAUGUUGAGUGUGUUUUGU
Messenger RNA from Microcebus murinus (gray mouse lemur), 2068 nucleotides. RefSeq names its product C-type lectin domain family 3 member A (gene CLEC3A). Lineage: Eukaryota; Metazoa; Chordata; Mammalia; Primates; Cheirogaleidae. The record is from RefSeq and is a predicted model, not a curated record. Gene Ontology annotation, biological process: ossification.